This is a messenger RNA of Kwoniella shivajii, 1665 nucleotides long. RefSeq lists its product as uncharacterized. The transcript has 13 exons. Gene Ontology annotation, cellular component: membrane. Gene Ontology annotation, molecular function: transmembrane transporter activity. The record is from RefSeq and is a predicted model, not a curated record. Bases 1 to 1665 code for a protein of 554 amino acids. Lineage: Eukaryota; Fungi; Basidiomycota; Tremellomycetes; Tremellales; Cryptococcaceae. Gene Ontology annotation, biological process: transmembrane transport.
AUGAUUGCUGACACCACCGCAGCCACCGUUAGAUUGAAGACCCACUCUCCCACGGCCUCUCUUGACUCUCCCCACCAUUUCAUGAGAACCCCUGCCGAACAGCCUUUAUUAUCGGAUGAUAUAGAGCUGGAGGACGAGAAUCAUCCUGGUGCGAGGAUAUGGACAGAGGACGAAGCUGAUGAACGGAUUGCUGCGUUCGAGAAAGAGGAUAUUAUAACGAGAUUCGUGUGGAUAUUGGUUUUUACAGCUGCUAUAUCUGGUCUACUAUUCGGGUACGAUACAGCUGCAAUUUCAGGCGUUCUGGUGAUCAUUCGAGAAGAUCUGGGUGCUUCUUUAACGGAUUGGCAAAAGGAAGCCAUAACCUCAUCCACAACUCUUGGCGCACUUUUCGGUGGAUUAUUGGCGGGUGGGCUAUCAGAUUAUACAGGUCGAAAGCCGGUCAUUGUUUUGGCCAAUGUGGUAUUCAUAGCAGGGUCGUUACUUCAAGCCGCAUGCCAUUCUGUCAAUGUUAUGGUGUAUGGGCGCUUCAUCGUAGGACUCGGAGUGGGUUUAGCAAGCUGCAUAGUUCCACUUUACAUCGGUGAAUUGGCACCUGCUAGGACGAGGGGAAGAUUGGUGACCAUUAAUGCUGUGGUAGUAACCUUGGGACAAGUAAUAGCUUAUGGUAUCGGAUCAUCGUUUCAAAAUGUGAAUGGUGGAUGGAGAUGGAUCGUAGGCCUUGGAUCUGUUCCAGCCAUUGUUCAGCUGCUUGCAAUCGGUUUCUUACCGGAGUCUCCACGCAUACUCAUCCUGCAGUCAAAUGUCCGCUCUGCACGCCAAAUUAUAUCCAAGAUCUAUCCUUUCGCUACAAUCAAUCGCAUUGAGCGAGAGUUAGCAAAUAUGACGCAAGCUGUCAAUCAAGCGAGAGUCCUCGGCGAGAAAACUACCUUCGGGAAUAGGUUGAAAAGCUUGGUAACGAUUGGUACAAAUCGGAGAGCUUUAAUAAUUGGGUGUGGCUUACAGCUAUCCCAGCAAUUUUGUGGCUUCAAUACUCUCAUGUACUAUUCCGCUACCUUAUUCGCUAUUCUGGGAUUCAAGAAUGCUACAGGUGUGGGAAUGAUUGUAGCCCUUGUCAACUUCCUCUUUACUCUUGUCGCUCUGAAAACUAUAGACCCAGUGGGCAGGAGAUUGACCAUGCUCUUCACACUCCCAGUAAUGAUAGUCGCUCUGGUAUUGAUAGCAAUAUCUUUCCACAUACUCACUGCUCAAACCGGUGGUAUAUUAGUUGAGGGCUCGGAAUAUCCCCUUACGACUUCGAUCCUGAUUCUGCUGUUCAUCCUUCUAUUCGUUGCCAGUUACGCUCUAGGACUAGGAAACAUCCCUUGGCAGCAGGGGGAGCUGUUUAGGCUAGAUGUCAGAGGUAUAGGAACCAGUAUAUGUACUGCUACCAAUUGGACUGGCAAUCUGAUCAUCGCUGGAACAUUUCUAAGCUUGAUGAACGCAGCCUCACCUUCUGGAGCUUUCGGACUAUACGCAGUAUUUUGUGCAGCAAGCUGGAUAUUCUGCUUCUUCUUGUAUCCUGAAACCUCAGGAUUGUCUCUCGAAGAGGUGUCUUCCCUAUUUGAGACCGAUUUUGGGGUCCUCAAAUCUGUAGAAUUGAGGAGGGAGAAAUUUAGAGAAAGUUAA